AUGGCGUUUACUGGAACUUUAGAGAAAUGCAAGAUCUGUGAAAAGACUGUUUAUUUUCUUGAAAUGAUAACUGCUGAUGGAGUCACGUACCAUAAAACCUGCUUCAGAUGCAGCCAAUGCAACGGCAAGCUCACGAUGAGCACUUACUCCUCAUUGGAAGGAGUCCUAUUUUGCAAACCUCAUUUUGAACAAAAGUUCAAGGAGAGAGGAGGUCUCCCUAAAGUUACAUCUGGGAAUAAAACACAGGAUGGGGGAAAAGCCCCUAGUAAAUUAGCAGCCUUCUUUUCUGGGACUCAAGAAAAAUGUGCAGUUUGUAAGAAAACUGUGUAUCCACUUGAAAAGGUAACUGUUGAAGGAGAGUAUUACCAUAAAGGAUGCUUUCGAUGCGCUCAAGGUGGCUGUUUUCUCACACCGUCUAAUUACGCUGCUUUAGACGGAAAUCUGUUCUGCAAGCCACAUUUCGCGCAACUUUUUAAAGAAAAGGGUAGUUAUGCCCACCUUAAAGAAACUGCUACGAUGAAAAAAACCGGUACAACGUCAGCAGACGAAGCUGCAGGUGAUGAGGAUGGGAAACCGGAAGAGGCGGCACCAGAAGAACAAGAGUAA
This is a messenger RNA of Cynara cardunculus var. scolymus (artichoke), 606 nucleotides long. RefSeq names its product LIM domain-containing protein WLIM2b-like. Gene Ontology annotation, molecular function: actin filament binding. NCBI's taxonomy places the organism in Eukaryota, Viridiplantae, Streptophyta, Magnoliopsida, Asterales, Asteraceae. The record is from RefSeq and is a predicted model, not a curated record. The transcript has 5 exons. Gene Ontology annotation, cellular component: actin cytoskeleton; plasma membrane. Bases 1 to 606 code for a protein of 201 amino acids. Gene Ontology annotation, biological process: actin filament bundle assembly.